AGAAAUUGAGGAGAUGUCUUCAGAAGGGACUAUGAGUGUAGUGGGAAGUGAGUUCGGAGAGGACGGUGGAGGAGAGAAGGGAGCGAGGGUAGUAGAAGAGGAGGAAGAUGAAAUUCCCUCCAAUGUUAUAGAGGUUGAGGGUAACGGAGAUGGGUGCUAUGACCCAGAUUUAGACAUUGUAUUCGAGGUGAGGGGGUAUGUGAGUGAAUUGGGUAGUAGGAGUAGCCUCAAGGGUCUGGUAGGGAACUGUAGCCUUCCUCACCAUGUCCUAAUUAGGCCUGCCGAGGUGAAUGAGAGAGCAUGCUCAGCACCCCGAGACCACUGGAUGCCCAUGUAUGUCUAUUAUUUGGUGGCAGGGCUUAGGUUUCCCAUUCCAGAAUUACUGGUUGGGCUAUUGUUAGAUUAUAGUAUAGGAAUAACCCAAUUAACCCCAAAUGCCAUAAGGGCUGGGGGUAAGGGGGAGAAGGGGUGGUACUACUUCGGCCCUCGGUCGUCCAGCAAAGAGAAUAGGAGUUUAUUUACUUCUGGACCGUCAUCCAUCAAAGGAUGGAAAGAGAAAUUCUUCUUUGUGGAUGACACCGAGUGGAGCAGGGGGGAUGCCGAAGUAGAACAAUUGUCUGCUUGGAAAGCUAAGAAGACCAAGCAGAACAAUUAUAAGUUGAAUGAGGAUGAGGUGGAGGAAGUAGGGAAGCUGGUGAGGGAAGAAGGGGAUUUAGUGGAUAUUAUGUACCUCACCAGCGCAGGGGCAAUAAAGGCUGUUGAGCUCUAUGGGCCAAGCUCAUUGAGCGAAGCUGAAAUGGACGGCUUUUUGAAUGCUGCUGGGGGGCUGCCUAUCCCAAAGAAGCCAAGGAAGAAGUCAAAGACUUCAACUGCGGCAGAAAAGGGGGUGGCAGAGAGGGAGCGGCUGUCCAGCACUUCUGCCCGGGCUUUGGAGAUGCAACCAAGGCCAGAGCCUGCGAUGGGGGGCAGUGAGGAGGUGAGCGAGGAGGUGGCACCGCUCCAGAGGAAGAAGAGGAAGGUGGCAGAACUAGAAGUUAGGAGGGAUGAGGUGAUUGAGUUCGUGCCUUGCCCUUCUCCUCCUGAAAUUGAUCCUGAAGUUAGGGAGAGAAAGGAGGCCGAGGUGCGAGGCCCUAAAAAGGGCAAGGAACUCAUCCCUCCUCCUUCGUUCCAGAAGAGCUUGUUUGAGGCAACGAACACUACUGGAGCGAAGCGGUUCCUCAACGCCAUGCUUCUUGAGGUGGAUAGGAGGCAGGCGAGGCAAGAGGCGGUGAGCCACCUGGGUGCCCGCGUUGUAAGGCACACCUUGGAGAGUGCGAGCUGGGUCAACGCUCUUGCGCAUGAGUAUGCAGAGAGCAAGGAAAAGGAGGAGCUGCAGAAAAGGAACAAUGAUAUGCAGAGGAAACUGGAUGAAGUGCUGCCAUCAGUGACCGAACUCCAAAAUGACAAUGACACCUUAAGCACGAGACUCGUCUUCGAAGAACGUAAGAGGAAGAUUUGUGAAGACAAGCUCGAGGCUCAGGACAAAUACAUUGACAACAUGAAGAAAGGAGUGGCGGAGCUGAAGAAGAACGUGAAUUUGCUGGUUCACAAUGGAAUGGAGGAGCACAUUGGCAACUUCCUCAAAUCUAGCACCUUCGAGAGCAUCAUCAACCUCUACCGGCUACCGACCGCAAUGGUGGCCUUCACCGACUGUAGAAAGAAGGUGAAGGCUCAGUAUCCAGAGGUGGACGUGACAACGGUCACUUUUGGGGAACAAGAAGAAGGAGUGGAGGAGGAUGGUGAGAGCCUCUCUGCAGACUUCCGGCCUCUAAUCAAGCUGAGGUGGGAACAUGGGAAUCCUCCUCCUGAGGUGCAUCCAGUUUCCUCUAGCGAAGUGCAGCAGAUAGCUCCUUCUGAAGCAGAAGUGCCACCUCUGCCUGCUGGGGAUGAGCCACCUCAACCACCUCUUCCUGCUGAGGAGCAACCUCCUCCCUCAGCAGAUUAGCUUAGGAUUUUUUGUUUUGUUUUUGUUAAUUGUGUUUGUAAUAAGCAACAAUUUUGUAAUUGAUUUUCAUUAAUUUAUAAAAAUUUUUAAAGUUAUUUGUGACUUGCAUAUUUUGAUGUUUGUUUGUUGUUUUUGUUUCAAGUAAAUCACUUCGGAUAAAAUAAAGUGACUUUAGUUAA
Rubroshorea leprosula is the source of this 2163-nucleotide messenger RNA. Lineage: Eukaryota; Viridiplantae; Streptophyta; Magnoliopsida; Malvales; Dipterocarpaceae. The record is from the annotation of a GenBank genome assembly.